Molecule: messenger RNA, 6240 nt
Organism: Euleptes europaea (tarantolino)
Lineage: Eukaryota; Metazoa; Chordata; Lepidosauria; Squamata; Sphaerodactylidae
Gene: MAST2
Product: microtubule associated serine/threonine kinase 2
Exons: 31
Coding region: 11-6040 (2009 amino acids)
Biological process (GO): peptidyl-serine phosphorylation; intracellular signal transduction
Cellular component (GO): microtubule cytoskeleton
Molecular function (GO): protein serine/threonine kinase activity; microtubule binding; magnesium ion binding
Source: RefSeq, a predicted model, not a curated record
GAAGGAUAUUAUGGCAGAACCAAUCACUUUGCGAUGCAGAAAACUCAGUAACCCUGACAUUUUUUCAUCAACUGGGAAAAGUAAACUUCAUCGUCAACUGAGUCAAGAUGACUGCAAGCUGCGACGGGGUAGUUUAACCAGUUCUUUGUCAGGAAAGCAGUUGCUUCCUUUAUCUACUAGUAUGCACAGUGGAGUGGGGCAGUCAUCAUGGCAACCAUCUGGGGAGUCUUCCAAUUUGGUCCGCAUGCGAAACCAGUCGUUGGGACAGUCUGCUCCUUCUCUAACAGCAGGUUUGAAGGAACUCAGUCUCCCUAGAAGAGGAAGUUUAAUCUCCUCUCCUUUCCUCUCCCACUGCCGAGGAAGCGAUGUCCAUCAGCAUGUGUUCUCUCCUACAUCUGCUCCAGGUCUGCAGCAUCUUAAAAUCCCACUUAGUGCUGAUUGUGCCCUUGCUGCUUCUCCUCUAGUGUUUUACCUCAGCCCACAACCUCAGAGCAACCCUGGUAGUCCCUGCUACAGCAAUCCACUUCAGUGGAGCUGUCGGACCAGUAAUAGAAAGAGUUUAAUUGUGACUUCUAGCACAUCUCCAACACUUCCACGGCCACACUCUCCACUCCAUGGGCAUGCAGGUGGAAGUCCAUUGGACAGUCCCAGAAAUUUCUCACCAAAUGCACCUUCUCACUUUUCCUUUGUUCCUGCCCGUAGCCAUGGACACAGGGCAGACAGGACAGAUGGCCGUCGUUGGUCCCUGGCUUCCCUUCCUUCAUCUGGAUAUGGAACAAACACUCCUAGUUCAACUGUUUCAUCAUCAUGCUCAUCUCAGGAGAAGCUACAUCAAUUGCCCUUUCAGCCAACACCAGAUGAACUUCAUUUCCUGACAAAGCAUUUCAGCACAGAGAGCAUCACUGAUGAGGAGGGGCGGCAGUCUCCAGCCAUGCGCCCCCGAUCUCGCAGCCUCAGUCCUGGCCGUUCUCCUGUGUCCUUCGAUAGUGAAAUAGUAAUGAUGAACCAUGUAUACAAAGAAAGAUUUCCAAAGGCCACAGCCCAGAUGGAGGAACGGCUGGCUGAGUUUAUUGCGUCUAAUGCACCAGAGAAUGUGCUGCAACUAGCAGAUGGGGUCCUAAGCUUUAUUCAUCAUCAAGUUAUUGAGUUGGCCAGAGACUGUCUGGAUAAAUCACGUGAAGGACUUAUUACUUCUCGGUACUUUUAUGAGCUGCAGGAAAACCUUGAAAAACUCUUACAGGAUGCCCACGAACGAUCGGAGAGCUCAGAGGUGGCGUUUGUUACCCAGCUGGUGAAAAAGUUGAUGAUCAUCAUUGCACGGCCUGCGCGGCUGCUAGAAUGCCUUGAGUUUGAUCCCGAAGAGUUCUAUCACUUGCUAGAAGCAGCUGAAGGCCAUGCUAAGGAAGGGGAAGGAAUUAAAUGUGACAUCCCUCGUUAUAUUAUAUGCCAGCUGGGCCUCACCCGGGAUCCCCUGGAGGAAAUGGCCCAGUUGAAUAGCUAUGAUAGUCCAGACACUCCAGAGACAGAUGAUUCUGCUGAGAUAAAGAGCCGAGGAGCUACUAUACAAAUAAAGAAAACUCCUUCUGAAGAAGAAUUUGAAACCAUUAAGCUAAUCAGCAAUGGGGCUUAUGGGGCAGUGUUCUUGGUGCGCCACAGGACUACCCGCCAGCGUUUUGCAAUGAAAAAGAUCAACAAGCAGAACCUCAUUCUAAGAAAUCAGAUUCAGCAAGCUUUUGUGGAGAGAGACAUCUUAACAUUUGCAGAAAACCCCUUUGUAGUCAGCAUGUUCUGCUCCUUCGAGACAAAGCGCCAUCUGUGCAUGGUCAUGGAGUACGUGGAAGGAGGAGAUUGUGCAACUCUCUUGAAGAAUAUUGGAGCUUUGCCUGUUGAUAUGGCAAGGAUGUAUUUUGCAGAAACUGUGCUGGCAUUGGAAUACCUCCACAAUUAUGGCAUCGUCCACCGUGACCUAAAGCCUGACAAUCUUCUCAUAACAUCAAUGGGUCACAUCAAGCUAACUGAUUUUGGCCUUUCUAAAAUUGGCUUAAUGAGCUUGACAACAAACCUGUAUGAGGGGCAUAUAGAAAAAGAUACCAGAGAAUUCUUGGAUAAGCAGGUGUGUGGGACUCCAGAAUACAUUGCCCCAGAAGUGAUCUUACGGCAGGGUUAUGGAAAGCCUGUGGACUGGUGGGCCAUGGGAGUUAUCCUAUAUGAGUUUCUAGUUGGCUGUGUUCCUUUUUUUGGCGACACACCAGAAGAGUUAUUUGGGCAAGUUAUCAGUGAUGAAAUUGUCUGGCCAGAAGGAGAUGAAGCUUUUCCACCAGAUGCACAAGACCUGAUUGGUAAACUUCUGCACCAAAACCCUUUGGAAAGACUGGGAACAGGUAGUGCUUUUGAGGUGAAACAACACCGGUUCUUUAAGCAUUUAGACUGGAAUGGAUUACUCAGGCAAAAAGCAGAAUUUAUUCCACAGUUAGAAUCAGAAGAUGACACAAGCUACUUUGACACACGCUCUGAGAGAUACCAUCAUGUAGAUUCUGAGGAAGAAGAAGACACAAAUGAUGAUGAUCAUGUAGAAAUUAGGCAAUUUUCCUCAUGUUCACCAAGGUUUAGCAAGGUGUAUAGCAGCAUGGAACGUCUUUCCAUCCAUGAAGAGAGGAAAACACCACCUCCCACCAAGCGCAGCUUGAGUGAGGAGAAAGAUGAUAGACUGGAUAGCCUUGCGAGCCUGAAGAGUCGAGACCGCAGUUGGGUGAUUGGGUCGCCUGAAAUAUUACGUAAACACCUCUCAGUAUCUGAAUCCUCUCACACAGAGAGUGACUCCAGCCCACCGCUGACUGUCCGUCGGCGUUGUUCUGCGCUUCUCGACAUGCCCCGCUUUGCCAUUUCAUCUGAGGAAGAGGGGAAAAAGAAACAGUUGGAUGGUAUACAAUUGCCUAUGACACAGCCACGAGAAGGACUUCCUCUGCCAAUUCCAGAACAGCCUGUAGAGCGAGAACUCCAACUGGAUGAUGAUGGUGGACUAAAAACACCUUCUUCUACUGUCAGUAAUGUGAGCAGCUCAACACUGACAGCUGGGAGCACUGCAGACUUCUCUGAUCAACGCACUCGCAGUAAUAGCAACGAGGGCCCAGAGUUUGCAACUCCAAAAGCCACAAGUGAUUUGGCAGUGCGGAGAGCUCGCCAUAGGCUCCUCUCUGGGGAGUCAGGGGAAAAACGUACCUCUCGGCCUGUCAAUAAAGUUAUUAAAUCAGCAUCAGCCACAGCCCUCUCCCUCCUGAUUCCUUCAGAGCAUCACACAUGUUCCCCAUUGGCUAGUCCAAUGUCACCUCAUUCCCUUUCCUCCAACCCAUCUUCAAGAGACUCCUCUCCUAGUCGAGACUUUUCUCCUGCUGUAUUAAAUCCAAAACCACCAAUCAUAAUUCACCGAGCUGAGAAAAAAUAUGGCUUCACACUUCGUGCCAUCAGAGUCUACAUGGGAAACAGUGAUAUCUACACAGUACAGCAUAUGGUCUGGCACGUAGAAGAAGGUGGCCCUGCAAGUGAGGCCGGUCUCAGAGAAGGAGACCUGAUAACCCACGUGAACGGAGAGCCUGUACACGGAUUGGUGCAUACUGAAGUGGUGGAAUUGGUCCUAAAGAGUGGCAAUAAGGUAUCCAUAUCAACUACACCAUUUGAGAACACAUCGAUCAAAGUAGGACCUGCUCGGAAGUCCAGUUAUAAAUCCAAGAUGGCUCGAAGGAACAAGAAAAGCAAAACAAAAGAUGGGCAGGACAGUAAGAAGAAGAGCUCUCUAUUCAGGAAGAUUACCAAGCAGGCUUCUCUGUUGCACACCAGCAGGAGUUUAUCUUCACUCAACCGUUCUCUGUCCUCUGGGGAAAGUGUUCCAGGUUCACCUACUCACAAUCUGUCCCCUCGUUCACCAACACAGAGUUACCGAUCUACUCCUGAGUCUUUGCAUUCAGUUGGUGGAAAUUCUUCUCAAAGCAGUUCACCUAGCUCCAGUGUUCCUAACUCUCCUGCCAGCUCAGGACAUAUUCGACCUAGCUCCUUGCAUGGGCUAGCGCCAAAGCUUCAACGGCAGUAUCGAUCCCCAAGACGUAAAUCUGCAGGAAACAUUCCUCUUUCACCACUUGCUCAUACUCCCUCGCCAACCCCGCAGUCCACUUCGCCUCAGCGAUCUCCUUCUCCUUUACCAGGGCAUUCAGUGGGCAGUUCAAAUAUCAUGCACUCUUUCCCUGUGAAGUUACACUCCUCCCCACCUCUGGUCCGGCAGAUUUCAAGGCCCAAGAGUGCUGAGCCACCAAGAUCCCCUCUGCUGAAGAGAGUGCAGUCAGCUGAGAAACUGACCUGUUCUCUGUCCUCGGAAAAAAAGCUUCCCUCUUCGCGCAAACACAGUUUGGAUACUUCCCAUUCUGAAUUCAAGAAGGAGAUGCUCCAAAGAGACCCAGGUCUCCAGAGUUGGCAGGAAUCUGUGAGUGAAGCUAUAGGGGGUAAAGUUGGACUUGCAGAAAAAGGGACACUGCAGAAACCUUCUUCCAGGAAACUGGGGAGCAUUCGGCAAGACAGGGUGGAGAGAAGGGAGUCUCUGCAAAAGCAGGAGGCCAUCACAGAGGUGGAUUCUUCUGAAGAUGAAACUGAUGAAGGGUCAGAAGAUAGUCAAGAUGGGAAAAGAUUGGACAGGCCGACCUUCAGCAGAGACCACCACAUUGCUGAUCCUUUCACUGAGGAUGAAAGGAAACAUUCUUCCAAUUUGGAAAGCAAAGAUAGUAUGGAAGAUGAUGCCUUUCUUCCUGAGGAACCAAAAACUGAACAUUUGCUGGAAGGGACAAAUCAGCAGCAACCAAAAGAUGUUGCAAGGUCACCACAGACUGUCUCAGAUGAGCCACUUUCUGAGGUUUGUGUAAGAAUUUCUCCUGUAGGACAGUCUGGUGACAGUGAAACAGCUGGAAUAUCUGGAGCAGCAUCAAGGUCUCCACAAGACAAUAUCCCCAAACUAGUUUGUCUAAAAGGUACCAGUUUUGAAAACACUAAAGAUUCAAAGGAAACUCAGAUUCUCCAGAAAAGCACAGACUGUCCAAAGCAGGUGAAGUGCCUCCUGCAGCUUGAUCAUGGUGAUUGCUCAGGGUUGCCAACUGGAAAAAAUAACUUGAAGGAAUCUGUUUCCUCAGAAACCACUUACAUAUUGUCUGAAGAUACUAAUUCUUUGUUAGCACUUUGUUCUUCUUGCACAACUAGCAUAAGCUCUCUUCCACUAAUAAGCCAAAUGGACUGCAGAGAUGCACAUCAGAAGCAGGAACUCCCAUCUACCAAGGACAGCAUCAGUAUUACAGAUCUGGCAAAAAUUAGCAAGGCUCCUGCACAAAAGUCUCCUAAUUCUGAAGAACAGUCCAGGUUGUCCUCUGCAGAGGCAGUUUCAAAACACACAAAUCAGGCAAGCAAUAAAAACUGGAGUCUGAGAUGUCCCACAAGUGCUCCAGUUCCCACUUUUAAUGCUCCAGCAGAAAGUAGAAAAGCAGUUUGGUCAGGUUGUAUAGAAAUAGGUGAAAAAGGUAUAUUGGACACAGCGGAUCGCAGCUUGUCUGGCUCACAGGCAUUAGGAAAAAAAAGUGAAGACUUCCCUCAGGAGGAACUGUUUUAUGCAGAGGAGUGUGUGUCAAAGCAAGGAAUGCAGGAGACAUUACAGGAAAGUUCAAGACCAGAAACAGCCAAAGCUUUCAGCACGUGUGGUCUCAGUAAAAUAUGUGGUUCCUCCAUAGAGUCAGAAAGUCUAGCAGUGUCUUGGGAACCAAUGCAUCCAGUGGGAGUGAAAGAAAAGGAAGUUUUUUUGGCACCUGAAGCUUUGGAGGAUAGGUGGCAAGCACCUCCACCUGAAGAUCAGCAACAUGGCAUUACUGAGGAGAACAUGAAAGUGUCUUUGGGACCAGAGAUUAGCCUGACCCUUAAAAAGGAGGCUGCUCCAUUGUCUGAAAAAAUCAAGGAGGCUGGAGAUAAUUCGCAAGCAAGAGACAUCCUAUUGUCAGAAAGCAGUAAGAAAACAUAGCAGCAUCUCCACAUUCUGCCACAAAGGCAGCAUUAGUAGAACACAAAUCUAAAACAGAAAACCUGUACAUCUAUUUUUUGUAGCUGUUUUUCACACUCUUGCCUUUUUCAUUCUUGCAAUUCUAUUUUUGUACACAGCAUUUGCCAUUUGAUGCCUCUUCACAGGCUGUCUUUAACCAAGUUGACAAAAUAGUUUGCAAA